GACGAAUUUCUUAAAGCAGCAAGGUGCAAAGCGGCAAAGAGCCUACCACACGCGGAGUCCGACCUGGCUGAGCCGCUGACUUGGAAGACAACCAGGUGAUGGAGGAGUAUGAGAGUGACAGUCCAAUAAUAUAUUGUCCGUGUCACAUUGCCCGAUUGAUUCAUUGGCGCUCAUGCAAGACACUGUUUCCAAAUUCUGCGAGCAUAUGCCAUGGAACAGACAGGACCCCAACUGAUUGAUCUGACAUGUGAACAAGGCUGGCAACAGACGAGCUGAAGCCCAGCCAAAUGGGGGUGGCUGGUGAAACAUGUGAUUGGCCAGGAUCCAGCUUCCUGCCUCAGGCCCUGGCAGCGCAUGUCGUGACUUCAGCCCAAUUAAUAUGCAGCCAAACGCCUAUCACGACCUCUUUUGAUCCCUUUUCUCUGCCUCAAGCAGCUUCUUCGGCUCUUUCAGCUGUCCAUAUAUUGCCUCGCUGUUUGGUUAUAUCCUUCUCGCAACGCUGCGCGUCUUACUUUCUUGCAUCUGAUUUCUCCGCCAACUCGUGUUGGUUUCGGCCCUCGCGCUCCCUUGCACAGGACACAGUAAUAUCGCCCCUUCCACCUUCCGGGCCCCUACGUCUUUUGCGACCUAAAUAUAUCUUAUUCUUCUAUAAGUACUUGACUUCGCUCGUGCGAAUCUGACCCCCGAAAAUCUGCGCACAUGCAGUCCUCCUCGAGCACUUCGUCUCGCUCCGCCCGAAGCCCCUCCGCCCAACAACACUUUCAUUCCGGAUCCUCGGGGAGCAGCGUCGAUACCGCCAUGACUUCACAAUCCUCCGCGCCGCGCAGUUCAUCGAGCUCGACAAGAUCACAAUCCUCGAGAAGUGGCGUGCCAAACGGACAAAUAUCCCAGAUCGAAAAGAGCGUCACACAUCUCCUUGUAGCAACAAAACAACUACUCGAGACAUUAACGCAAUGGUCCCGCAGACAAGUUUCAGAAAGUGAGGUUUCGGAUGUUUACGUACGGUUGGGAUACGAGUUCAACCUGGCCUGCCGCGCUUUCAACGCCAUCGGGGUGGACACCUCAGACCUUGGCCCUGUACCCGAUCUCCUCCGCACAAUUCUCGAAGAUACUCUCAGCCAGGAUGCGUCACCACAGAGCCUUGACCUGUUCCUCCCCCGGAUUCGUGACAUCAUAAUCAAUCUCCUCCAUGGACUUAAGAGGAAGCAAGCACGUCUGCGCUCACGGCAGCAGCGCGAAGAGGGUAGGGCGGUACCGAAUCGUCAAGCGAGUGCGGGUAGUGUAACCAGCUCAGUGGUGAACCAAACGUAUGAAGAGACCCUCUCCGUUGCUACGUCUCCGAAGCGACCAAGCCGUGCGCGCUACGAUAGUAGUGGAUCUCUAGAAGAUCAACCGCAAUCGGGGUCUCGCUCCUCUCCGGAAGCUAGAUCAGGGAGCUUCUCCGAACGGGAGGCAUCUAGGAGGGAAGCGCAGAAUGCGUUGACACAGUCGGCGCAGGACAGCGAGACGAGCUCCAAGGGGUCGGUGAAAAUAUCCGAAUACCCUCCCCCGCCGCCGCCACCACCUAAGCAGGACGAUGCUAUAGGUGCUUUGCAAAGAAGCGGGGAGUUGGAACGCCGCGCGUCUCGAAGGUUCUCUGCGUAUCAAAUCCAAAAGCAUCUAGGAGCGUCGUCCAAUGGAGUUCCUGUCAUUCCAACCCAAAACUCGCCCCUACCCAACCGAGGCCGUGAUGUUCGAGAAUCGCUAAACGCCGUGCGCCUACGAGGAUCGUACGCUCACGGACGGCAGCGAUCGACGAAUCGGUCUCAUGGAGCCAUUGAUGCAAAAGCCACCCAGCAGCAGCAGCCAUCGAGUGGUCCGGCCCCCAACGAAGAUCCUGUGAAACCUCGUGUUGAAACGCGCGCGGAACCUUCCACGAAUGGUACUCCAUCAACAGACACGGAAUCCAAGCGGCCUGCGAAAGAUGUACUUAAUCACGCUACCGACCAACCGCCAGUCCUGCCCCCGACACUGCAGGAGCCAUUCCUUGCAGAUGCUUUCGAUCCAGUCAAAGAACCUGGGUCUCGCACAGACCAGGGUCCAGUAACGCCAAAGUCAAGCAACCGACCGGUUACCGCUACGACACCAACGCCACCGCAGUCGACGCAGUUCUCGCCUGAACAGCCAUCUCCCGGGAAAGAGCUAACUUUGUUUCUCCAGUACAGAAGCAAAAUCAAGAAAUUUAUUCUUCCGGAAGGACCAACUGGCUUGACGAUUGGGAGACUUCAACUGGCAUUUAUCGAAAAGUUCGCUUGGAAUACACACAACAACGGCGUGGAUUUACCCGAAAUCUACAUACAAGAUCCUGUAUCCGGGGUCAGGCACGAGUUGGAAGAUCUAAGCGACGUGAAAGAUCGAUCUGUUCUUGUUCUAAAUGUAGAUGCUCUUGAUGAAGUCAAGAAGCAUUUUGAUGACGAAUUUGGGGGCGUCCGCCGUUUAUUGGAGAGUGUCAAAGGUGCGCUGGAUGGGCAGGAGAGUAUGAUGCAUCGUGUUUCGGAUCGGCAGUUAGAGGCGGCCAAGGAAAUCGCUCGGCUUGCCGCCGCGCCUUCCGUCUCUACGCCCAGUCCCCCAGUUGCUGGAGAGACGCAGAGAGUCCCCAUCUCAGGAAGCGCCAGCCAGCUGGCCGAGCUUUCGAGUCUGCGGCGCGAUCUAGCUGUGCUGCGCCAGACGUACUCCAACUUCUCUGCCGACAUUGCAAGCUCCAUGAGCGCGAUUCGGUCCAAAGCAGAGAGCGUCAAGACGUCGGCCACGGAUGCAUCUGUGCCAUCGUUCGAAGGAGAUGCGGGUCGUGCACGAGUCAAUUCUGGAAAGAAGGAACUUGCCGAAGAGUCUGAACGUCUGGUUGCCCGUGUUGAUGACCUCCAAGACCUCAUUGAGGACCUCCGCAAGGACGUUGUCACCCGAGGAGUGCGGCCUCUUCCAAGACAGUUGGAGACUGUGGGCAAGGAUAUCAGUGCUGCCACGAAGGAGAUCAAGAAGAUGAAGGACUUCCUCAAGCGAGAGAAGCCUGUUUGGACCAAGAUUUGGGAGAAGGAAUUGCAGCUCGUCUGUGAGGAGCGUGACCAGCUCACCAUGCAGGAGGAUCUCGCGGCUGAUCUGGAAGAUGACCUUGAAAAGGCUGCUCAAACUUUUGCUCUUGUCGAGCAAGCAACGAAGCAGCAGUCCCUACACAACACCAACGGCACCCCGACUCUGCGCAACACCUCGCGGAAUGUGGUCAUUGACCCGGCCGUCGACCCGAUGAAAGCCAAGGACAGUGUCUUGGGAGAAGUACGCGCUCUCCAGCCCAACCACGAAUCCCGCCUGGAGGCCAUAGAGAGAGCAGAAAAGGCCCGCCAGAAGGAGUUGGAGACUCGCCGCGGUGACCUCUUCCAGAAGGAACUCGGAAAGUUCGUCAAGGAGGGCAAAUUGAAGAAGAGUGGCGGGUUCGAAGAAGCCGAACGGCUCCGCCGCGCCAAAGAUGAACGCAUCCGCAAGGACAUAUGGGAGAAAGCUCAAGCUCGGGCAGCUGAAAUUGACAAGGCGGAAGCAGAGGCGUCUUCCAAUGCUGAAUCAUCCGACGCUCCUACGCCGGACACUGAAACUCCGGGUUCACCGAAAGGAAAGGCUCCGCAAUCCGAUGACGAUAAUGCCGGCGAGGAGGACAAGGACGAAGAGACUCCGAGGGCCAGUCUCACAGCGGAAUCGCCCGCUGAGUAAACUGCAUCUCCGCAGCAUCACUAUCACUUCUUGACAUUCAAUUCUUGGGCUGUGCUCAUACAUUUCCGCAUCACUUUAUACAUACGCUCCUUUUCCCCCUUCCUACAAUCCUCGCUCUUUUGCAUUUCCUUUUGGCUCUCUGCUUUUAGCUUUUUGUGCUUUGAAUUGCCUUCAUUCUUCUCAAACAUUGUUUGGGAGCGCUCCUGGCAGUCUUUGCCAAGGGCCAUUACUCGUUUGAAUGUUGACGAUACCCUGCCACAUCGUGGCCCGUUAUGACCAUUACGAUAUACGGGGAAGACUUGGCGGAUCUUACCUGUUGUCUUGCAUCUUGCUAUACCUAAUGCAUUUCAUUUCUUCUCUACCG
This is a messenger RNA of Aspergillus calidoustus, 4102 nucleotides long. The record is from the annotation of a GenBank genome assembly. NCBI's taxonomy places the organism in Eukaryota, Fungi, Ascomycota, Eurotiomycetes, Eurotiales, Aspergillaceae.